AUGGAACAAGUGUGUUCAAACUUGAGGUGCUCUGCGGUCAUCGCGAUCCCAGAGGGUCAAGAAGUAGCGUUGUUCGACCGCAAGUCAGUUUGCGAAAAGUGCUACGGCAAGCCGAUUUGCGCAAAGUGCGACCGUUUGUUGCACGCGCCAGUCCCGAUCGUCCCCGCAAGACAAAUUGUGCCUUAUUUAUAUGACGAAGCAGAGGAAGAAGUAAUCCGUACGUAUCUCCCGAGACCCAAGCGGGGCUACGCGAUCAGGCGUGUACAAGAGCCCGACGGGGAGGGUGAUAUGCGGGACGAGUACGUUUCUCGCCGUGUGGAACCCAAGAAGAGCAGCACCGAUGUCAAGCUGGUGAAGCGUGUCAAAAAACAUCAUCAUGUACUUAUGCGUAUUUUCCUCUGGACCACACUUUAUUUGCCAAAUGUCCGCAAGUAUGAUCCGAAGCCUUGCCAUAAACAGAACACUGCGGGGAAGAUAGGACACAACCGUAAGAUUCGUGACUGCCACUACGGGGAUGGUGUUACUUGGGUGCCUUGA
Suillus subalutaceus is the source of this 537-nucleotide messenger RNA. RefSeq lists its product as uncharacterized. The coding region runs from base 1 to 537 and encodes 178 amino acids. NCBI's taxonomy places the organism in Eukaryota, Fungi, Basidiomycota, Agaricomycetes, Boletales, Suillaceae. The transcript is spliced from 6 exons. The record is from RefSeq and is a predicted model, not a curated record.